AUGGAAGACGGUCGAGAAGUAGCCGAAGCGGCCAUCGACGACGAAUCAGUGUUUCACCAGUCCAAAGCUCUGCCACCUCCAGUGCCACCAAAACUGACGAUCAAUGUUCGGCCUGAUCAGAUCAAGAUAGACGUGUAUGAUACAGCGACUCUGUCCGACCCUCAUGUUCAGAGCAUGUUUCAGGCAAUUUCUAUGGGAUCACAGUCCGCAUUAUCUGCCCCAGCUCAGCCCAUUUUACAGAUGACGCAACGUACUCUACCUUCGAGGGAAAGUAUGCGUCCAAAGGCGCCAGCAUUGCCAAUGUGGGCACAAGGGCUCCCUUCGGAUCUGUCUUCUCUUCCUCCUCCUCCACGUACUAAACAUGUGUACAAGAUGGAUGACCCCUUUUCUUUCACCUGGACAGCAUGGGGUGUCCCUUGGAAAGUCCGGAAAGACCGACUUGAGAACACGUGCCUGAGUGCACAAUUUGAGUUGACUGGCAAGGAUUUUAUGGUCAAGUCUGGCCAGCCUUUCCUGCAAGAAUUUUUGUCACCGCCUGGCAUGUUUUCGAACCAGUUUUGGGUCAGCAAAGCAAUUCUAAAGUGGGAUUGUCCUGCCGCAAGUAUGGAAGCUUGGGAAGAUGUAGGCGAUGCCCUUCAUGAGUGCCAAGACAUCAUAUUGAACAGCCAUCGAUUGCUUUCAGCUGAUGAAAUUCCAUCUCUGUCUCUUGUUCGUCCUAUGGAUGCCCGUACGGUUGAUGUGAAUGCCUUGAACAUGUUGAUGUUUCGUAGUGGUUUUGCAGGAGGCUUGGCAUCUGUGACGCAAGAACAAGUGGCACCAUUGCUGGAAUCCCUGUACUAUUUUGAAGGUUGGAAAAAUCGUCUGACGGAAGUUGUUCCCUUGUACCGGCAAGAUCAGUUGUGUGGCUUAGCCGUGUUUGAAACUUACACUGAGCCCGUCCAAAUGAAGCUUCACCCCACUGGAGCCCUAGUGCCUUUUGUGAAAAUGUUUCCCUUCGGACAUGGAACCAGUAAUAGAGUGGCGGGGCUGAUUCUCAAACACAAGUUGAUACUGCCCACCUCAUCAAAGGAUGUACAGGGCAACCAAUAUGCCCCCAGCCCAUCUUUUUACUGCAGGGUUUCAGUCAGUGGAGUGACGGCUGCAAAUUGGAACAAACUUCGUGUUGACAUGAUUUUUCAAACAUUUCGGCAGUCCAGUACCAAAGAAUCACAUGUCAUUGGUGUUUUCGGAACGCGGCAGACGAGCUAUGCUACCAUGUCUUCUGGUGGUGUCAGUGCAGAAGGGGCAGCUGCGCAUUUCUGGGACGCAGUUCAUCACACUCGCGAGAAGAGAUGGGCCAUUCGGUGCCAGAAUGCUGUGCCUUUAGGACUUCCAGCAUACACAGGCAGGGUGGCACGUCAGCACAAGGAUGCAUCAUGGGAAUCACAGUUCGAUCUUCCCUCAGCGUGGACUAACAAUGCGGAGUUCCUGGACACGAAUUUGGUCUAUGGCCUAGCUCUUCCUAGACAGGUCAUUAGCACUGCAGAGCAGGCAAGAAUGCUAUUUUCAAGUUUUGUGAGUAAGAUGAUCAGGGAACGAAAGAUGGACUUCAAUGUUUUACUUUCAUCUGUUGCCCAAAAGAAUGGUCUUUCCAGUGAUCUUGCGGUUUGGGAGAACCGGAAAGAAGCCUUGAAUGCUUUGGCCGUGUAUGUUGUAGAUCACCUUGCUGAGCUUGUUCCAGAAGAUCCUAGCCGUACCAUGAUGGACCGCCUUCGGGCGUUGGAGAUGGAAAACGCGCAGCUCAAGACUCAGGUAGCGACUGCCCCGCCAGGCGACCAUCAGGUGCCACCGCCCACGCCCAAGCCAAGCUCAGGGGCCAACAAGCCACCAGAUCACUCGAAACCAAGUCAAACCACCCUGAGUUUCUCAAAGGCCCCAGAAAACGCAAAUGCCCACGCCCUCAACGAAAUCAAGGAACUUGGGCUGGGAGAUUCAAAAGCCAGGUUGGAGACUGAGGCCCCAAGGUCUCACACAAUUCAGUCCAUCAACGCUUGGAUGAAAACACAUGUGAAACAGACCAAGGAUCAAAAGGAUUUGGAUGAUCGUGCUAAGCGUUUGAAUCAGGCUUAUGAACGUCUUGAUCCAGGCAAUGCUCCCAGUUUAGGACGUAUGUUGACGGCUUGGGGCCUUGAACCAACAGAAGCAUCCAAGUACAAACCCAAUGAGGCUUUGAAGACCAAUAAGAAAAUCCUCGAACUUUUGGUGGCUUGUCAGGUGGAUGACCGUUUCAAGCUACAUGACUUCCUCACUCCUGGAGGGGCUGCACCUCCCUCCAACAUCCCAAUGACGUUGCACUCUUUGGCUGUGGACGUGAAGGAACUUUGUCGGAUUUGGUUGCGGGAACUUGUACUCCGCCGGAUCUUGUUCUACGUUGAAAGAAAAGAGCGCUUAUCGACAGAGCCUGAUGAACCUCACUCUGGCUUGGCCAACAAGCUUUUGUCUUUGUGGUCAUGUGGCACUCUUUCAGCCACUAUGAUCAGAGAGAUAGCCCACCUGGCCAUGCAAGAUGGUGCUGACCAUCCAGAGCUGGUUUCCCUGGCCAAGGUGGGCAACUGGCGUGCACAAACUGGGAAUUGCCAUAAGCAAAUCAUAAACCAGUUUUGCCCUCACAUCAUGUUGCCUGAACCUUUUCAGGUCAAGGUGCCAUGUCUGGAUCCCAAAUCUUCUUUGGAAAAGGAAGAUUGGGCCAGCCUAUUCUUGCCCCAUCUCCUUUUUGCACAUUUGGGGGAGCAUUACCCAAUGUUCUUCCAAAAAGCAUUUUGUCUUGGAAAAGACAAUCUGCAAAAAUUCUGGGCUGGGGUGGAGAAGGUUGGAGAUGAUAGAAUAUGGGACCACCCCAUGUGUUUGGAAAAGCACUGGAGGGACAGAGUGAUCCCAUUGUUUCUACAUGGGGAUGGAGUGGAGUUCCACAACCGUGAUAGCCUGAUGGUUUGGAGCUGGGGUUGCCUCUUGGGGGACAUGCCAUCAAUGCAGCAGCACAUGCUGCUGGCAUGCUGGCCUAAGAGUUGCACCACAGCCCAAACCUGGAAGCCUAUCUGGGAAUGGCUGAAAUGGUCCUUUGAAGCUCUUGGAAAAGGGUUUCAUCCAACAAAGGAUCCUUAUGGCAAGCCAUUACCUGCCAAGCUGCUUGGAAAAGCAGGGAAACCUCUUCAUCCCAUGUCCUGGAAAGGACAAGUGUUCAGCAUUCAAGGUGAUCAUGAGUUUUACUCUAACACCUUGAAGCUGGUUAAGUGGGCUAGCCAUUUGCCGUGCUGGGAAUGUGAUUGCCAGAAUUGGGAAGGGUGUGACCUAGACAAAAGCAUGAGGCAGCUGGAUUUGGAAAAGUCCACUUGGGAAAUUUAUUCCCAUGCUGACCAUUUGGCAGACCCUUGGUCACAGCAUCCUGUGUUCCAACUGCCUCAUGUCAGUGCCAAAAAUGUCAGGGGUGACCCCAUGCAUAUUUUGUUCUGCAAAGGUGUGUAUGGGCACCUCAUUGGUAGCAUCCUCCAUUACCCAUGCUGGUAUGAGGGGCCUGGAAAGGUCUGUAAGGAGAAGCCUUGGAAAAGGCUUGGGUUGAUCUUUGAAGCAAUCCAGGAAGAAUACAAAAAACAAAACCUCAAAAACAGGUUGACUAACCUUAGGUUAUCCAUGUUCACAGAUGCUGCCAAGCCCUGGGCUGGCAAAACAUCUUUGGAUUGCAAGGCUGGGGAAGCAAAACAUCUCCUCCCUGCCUUGGUGCCAGUCUUGGAAAAGUUGUUUGAAGGCACCAGGAAAGAAGAAGAGAUCAAAAUGAUCUCUGCAGCCACCAAUUUGGAAAAGUUGGUGGCUCUUUGGGAUGAAGCAGAUACCUUCCUCACCAUGCCAGAGUUUGGAAAAGCUCUGAGUCUUGGAAAAGAUUUCUUGCUGGAUUACAAAUGGCUACAUGCCUGGUCCUUGGAAAAGGACAGGAAUUCCUUUGCCAUUGUAAUGAAAUUCCAUACCUUCUGUCAUUUACUGCUAAACAGCAGGUAUAUGAACCCCAGGCGGCAAUGGAAUUUCAGGGCAGAAGAUUAUGUGGGUCACAUCUCAAAGAUGACCCAUUCAAUCUCAUUUGGUGUUGGAGCCACCAGGAUCAGCACCAAAUUGAUUGCUAAGUACAGGGUUCAUCUUCAUCUCCUUCUGACCAGAGGCCUGGAAAGUGGCACAGACAUAGGAAGUGAUGAUGAACUCUGA
Messenger RNA from Cladocopium goreaui, 4230 nucleotides. The record is from the annotation of a GenBank genome assembly. NCBI's taxonomy places the organism in Eukaryota, Dinophyceae, Suessiales, Symbiodiniaceae.